This is a messenger RNA of Kickxella alabastrina, 805 nucleotides long. RefSeq names its product HSP20-like chaperone. The coding region runs from base 97 to 609 and encodes 170 amino acids. The transcript has a single exon. The record is from RefSeq and is a predicted model, not a curated record. NCBI's taxonomy places the organism in Eukaryota, Fungi, Kickxellomycota, Kickxellomycetes, Kickxellales, Kickxellaceae.
GCACCGGCGCCGCCAGUGGCGCUGGCAGCACCAGCAAAGGCGCCGGAGCCAGAGCCCAUCGAUGAGGACCCGUCCGGAAUACUGGUCCCUGCGGGCAUGCAGUGCAAGCGCAAUGGGUGCACUGCGGUCUACGUAUCUGAGGACGAGUCGCACCAGGACGGGCAGUGUCAGUUCCACCCGGGCAACGCGCUGUUCCACGAGGGCAACAAGGGCUGGACGUGCUGCCGGCCUCGGGCCACCGAGUUUGACGAGUUCCUGCGCAUCAAGGGUUGCGCGCGCGGCCGCCACUUGUUUGUCGGCACGCGGCCUGACAAGAAGGCGCAGGCUGAGAAGUGCCGCCGUGACUACUACCAAAGUGGCACCAGUGUCAUUGUCUCUAUCUACGCCAAGAAGAUCGACCGCGAAGCGAGCUGGAUAAAGUUUGUACCUCGCGCACUGCAGGUACACUUGGUGUACGGCGAGGACAAGGUCUAUGAUGAUGAGAUUGAGCUCUACGACGAGAUCGACCCCACUGCAUCUUCGUUUGAGUUCUUGUCGACCAAGGCUGAGGUUACACUGGUCAAGGUUGCUCAGGCCCAGUGGCCUACUCUUGAGGGCGCUUCGGCGUAGUCUGAACCAACAAACUAUUUAAUUACAGCAGCAAACAUUAGGACUUUUAAGCAGCAUUCCAACAAUGGUCUCUUUUUUGCCGAGGUGCCUGCUGCAUUACACUAAUGUAAAUGGAAUUUGGAAUUUCCAGACAUUUAUAGCAAAAUUCUAGAUUUUUAAGCGGGGGGUUUUCAAAACCCGUUUCCCUAGUUUUUAG